CUUCAGUGACGACACGACAUCAGGGAACCUCCUUAAUUAGCGAAUUUCUGUUCCAGUUCUGGCUCUCCUUCUCCUCUCCAAGUGCUUUUUCUCACAGAUGAUGUCCUGACCUUUAUUUCCAAACAAACUCACGCUGCGGUUUGAUAAAGAGACAUGGAUCAGAAAGAAUCAACGACUCUGCAAAAACUGAGUUCUUUCAGUAUCACGAGUCUAUUGCUUCCGUCUAAGAGUGAUAAACACGAUACGACUCAUCCAGAGAAGAGCACACUGCAGAAGGUCACCGACCCGAACCCCUCUCCGGAGCCGGUGGAGAUGGAGCCCGACUCGGGGAAACUCAAAGAUGCAGAAGAAGCCGACAAACCCGCGAAGCUCGACAAACCCCCGUUCAGCUACAACGCGCUGAUCAUGAUGGCAAUCAGGCAAAGCCCGGAGAAGAGACUCACGCUGAACGGAAUCUACGAGUUCAUCACGAAAAACUUCCCAUUUUACCGGGAACACAAGCAGGGCUGGCAGAACUCCAUCCGGCACAAUCUGAGCCUCAAUAAAUGCUUCGUUAAAGUGCCGAGACAUUACGACGACCCUGGGAAGGGCAACUACUGGAUGCUGGACCCCUCGAGCGAUGAUGUGUUUAUCGGGGGAACCACGGGGAAACUCCGGAGGCGCUCGGCGACUUCCAGAGGGAAACUGGCGAUUAAGCGAGGACUUCGGUUUUCCCCAUUGGGACUGGGAAUAAACGAGACAGUGAAUAAUCCUCUGUACUGGCAAAUAUCGCCUUUAUUGUCUUUACACCAUCCACAUUACAACGGAACGUCGCACGGAUUUCUGAAUCAAGGUCAUUACGGUUCUUUCGGUCCUGGGAUUGAGCCCGCGACUCGGCCCGGUUUCGGCAUGAGCUCGGCUCCCGGCGGGAUACUGUCGGGGUUCCUGCACACUCCUCCGGGCCUCCAGCAGAACUCCUUCAGCUCUCAGCAGACUUUACUCUCAGACUCCCUCAGGACAUCGCUCUCCUCCUUCUGCGGCGGCGCACCUGCAGGCUCGGCCCGCCUGGACAGGCUCUCCCCGGACUCACUCUGAGGGAUGCGCUGAAACUAUAAUCACGGAAGCUUGUUUCCGCUGUUGUGCCGAAUUUCGACCCCCGACAAAUUAUUACCGAAAGGGGUAAUCCUCGCGACUCUUCAUCGCACAAUUCUGACUUUUUUUUCUUGCAAUUGCGAGUUUAAGCCGUACUUUUAAAAAUAAAGGUUCAAAAAGGGAGUUUUCCAAGCGAUGCCAUACCAUUUUGGGUUCCUCAAAGAUCCUUUCAGUGAACAGUUCUUAAAUGAAACAUCUUAAUAAGAGUAUUCUAAUAAUCUAAAGAACCUUUAGUGGAACGGAAAGGUUCCAUGUGAAAUGUUCUUCUUGGAAGUAUCGAUACCAUUUAAGAACCUUUAUUUUUAACACUGUAUUCUGAGUUGUUUUUCACCAUUAGCUCUGAGAUAUAAACUCGGAAGUGCGAGGGGAAAAGUCAGAAGUGUGAGAUAAAAACUAUAAUCCGUUGCGAAAACAAGCUUCAAUACAGACUAAAUGCUUCCAUGCAAUUCACGAUCAUUGUUGAGCUGUUUUUAUAUGUUUCGAAAGCGCGUGCUUUCUAACCUUUUGGUGGAAAAAUAGCCAAAAUAAUGCGAUUAUUUAUAACACUAGAGUGUUCGAAGUCGAGUUAAUUUAUAUUUUAUUUCUUAGAUGUAUUUGAUGUCCUUGUAUCCAUUCAUGAUCCAUUAUGAUCCAUCUACAGACCUGAGUCCAGGCCUGUGUUGGUGUGUCGGGUCUCAACAGUGAUGAACUGCGAGUCUGAGUCCCACACCAAGACUUUCGUUUUUCUCAGGUCCCAGAUACAGUCUGCUACACACUCAUGUGGAAUAUGGGAUGUAUGAUUAUGUGGAGCUCACCGAGGCAUGCAUGCAUGUCAAACAGUGUUUAAUCUAGGGAUGUUAGCACUUCUUUUACGUGUAGUCUAGGCCCUAGGCCCACUUUACUCGUGUUUUUCUGAUAAAUGAAACUUAAGGAGAACCUCGGACCACUAGACCAGUCUGCACUCAGCUUGUUAAAUAUUACAUUACAUAUAAAUCUUAUAGCUACAAAUUAAACACAAGUUGCAUGAAUAAAUGAUUUUCAAGCUUACGAAAAACAAACGAAUUAACAUUUAAAAUGUAGCCUAUAUAUUAGGAAUAAAUAGAUAGCUAAACGAAUAGCCUAUAGGCUAAAAACACAAUCCACUUUAUUUUAACAAAAAAGAAACUCUCACAAUUCUAACCUGAUAUCAUGAAAUGUGUCUCUUGUUUAUCUUGCAAUUUGUACGCGGAAAUGAGUUUUUGCGUGUUUAUGAUGAUAGCCUGCAUGUAGAAGUUAUAGGCCUAUCCAUAAAGUGCGUGUAUGCACGCUAAAACUGCGUUUCAUAUGCACGGAAAAACUCGUUUUCGCGAAUAAAUUGCACGCCGUGCUAGAGACGCAUUUCACAGAUGAGGCUGACAUUACUAUGCAAACAACUAAAGCACUUUAUGGCGUCCAUUGGUCUGAGGCUCGGGUUAGUUUACGGAAGUUUUUGUGUUUUAGUUUUCUGAAAACAGGCCGCUAAUGUAACAGUGACUCUAUCAGGAUGCUCAGGUCUGGAAUCAGCUGAAUCGGUGGCAUUAUCACUCCUCCUUCCACUGUUGCUUUAAAGUUUUGCACUUUUAAAAAAAAAGAUAUUCUUCAUUAGCGCUAGAGAAGAAAAACGCUUUUGUAUUUAAAAAAUGAAGAAUUUGUACUAAAUUAAUAAACAAUAAAUGUUUGUUUCUUGGA
Molecule: messenger RNA, 2817 nt
Organism: Pimephales promelas (fathead minnow)
Lineage: Eukaryota; Metazoa; Chordata; Actinopteri; Cypriniformes; Leuciscidae
Gene: foxg1d
Product: forkhead box G1d
Biological process (GO): regulation of transcription by RNA polymerase II
Cellular component (GO): nucleus
Molecular function (GO): sequence-specific double-stranded DNA binding; DNA-binding transcription factor activity
Source: RefSeq, a predicted model, not a curated record